Molecule: messenger RNA, 1716 nt
Organism: Manduca sexta (tobacco hornworm)
Lineage: Eukaryota; Metazoa; Arthropoda; Insecta; Lepidoptera; Sphingidae
Product: luciferin 4-monooxygenase
Exons: 11
Coding region: 108-1688 (526 amino acids)
Biological process (GO): fatty-acyl-CoA biosynthetic process; long-chain fatty acid metabolic process
Molecular function (GO): long-chain fatty acid-CoA ligase activity
Source: RefSeq, a predicted model, not a curated record
AUGACAGAAUACAGUUAACUUCAGUUGUGUUUCCCGUGCAUGGUAGUUACACGUCUCUGCAGCUGACGACUCUGGAAUUUUUUAAUCAACACAAAGAAAAAAUAAACAUGCUUCGUAAAAAGAAUUAUGUGUACGGAGACGAGUCCAUGGAGCUCCACGCGCACAUGCACUUCGGCAAAGAGAUGCUUGAUAAUAUGAUGAAAUAUAAAGAUAUUGUGGCGUUGAUAAACGCUGAAACAGGUGAGCAACUUACAUACGGCGAGCUGGCACAACAGGUUAUAGACAUUGCCCUCUCACUCACACAUUUGGGUGUCAAAAAGGGAGACGUGAUCAGCAUUUGCAGCGAGAAGAGAUUUGAAGUGAUGGCCACGAUGCUAGGCAUCACUUGUGCAGGAGCCACCUACUCCCCUACGGAUCCAACUUACGGUCCAACUCCUCUUCUUCAUCGGCUAAAAAUAUCGAAGCCCAAAGUGAUGUUCUGCUCUGCGCACGGGUACGACGACCACAAAGCCACAUUCGAGAAAGCCGGAUCCAUCGAAACAUACAUCCUCUAUGAUACAGAGCGCAGGGAUGGCACUAUCUCCUUUAAUCAGUUCCUCACAAAGACGGCUACUUACGAAGAGUUCUUUCCGACGCCAGUAGACGGAUGGGUUGACCGUCACUCUAUAAUAUUCUCGUCUGGGACCACUGGUCUGCCGAAGGGAGUUCCAAUGACACAUGCUAAUGUUCUGAUUUUUUCGAAGUACUUGAGCAACGAGACAUUGUUAGGUAUGGCAAUACUAAAUACCCGCGAGUGGUAUUAUACAUACGGCAUGAUGCACACGCUGAGCUGCAUGCGAGGGGGCGCCACUAUCGUCUUCCCCACCAAACACGAAGAAUCGGACUACCUUGAAGUAAUACAGAAGUAUAAAACCCCGCUGCUACAAAUAUCUCCAUCCAAUGCGACACAGUUCUCCAAAUCACAGAUAAUCGAGAAGUAUGACGUUAGCUCUGUCCAGUACGUGUUAUGCUCCAGUACACCUAUCAUGGGAGAACAAAUCAACGCACUGAAACACGUAUUUACGAAUUUACGUGAUGUGGUGCAACUGUACGGCACUACCGAGGCGGGCGUGCCGUGCUCCACUAUGAACGCCCCCAAGGGAUCCAAGCCCGGCAGUGUGGGCGUAAUCAGCCCAUCUUAUAUCAUCAAGGUCGUUGAUUUACAUACGAGAAGUCCGUUGGGUCCAAACGAACGCGGCGAGAUCUGCGUCAAAUCGCCCGCAGUAUUGCGCGAAUAUAUAUGUGCAAACACAACAGAUUAUAUGGAUGAGGAGGGAUUCUUCAAGACCGGAGAUGUCGGAUAUUACGAUGAUGACAAAUACUUUUAUGUGGUCAACAGGAUCAAGGAGCUAAUUAAAUUUAACGAUAUAUCUAUAGCACCAGCUGAAUUCGAAGCGAUACUGAUGCAGCAUCCGGCGGUGAAGGAGGCGGGAGUGAUUGGAGUGCCGCACAAAGAAUACGGCGAGGCGCCGCUCGCUUUUAUAGUGCUACUACCAGGCGCUCAGGCCACUGAAGAGGAGCUCGUUACACAUCUUAACAGCAGGGUGACAUUCAGGAUGAAGCUGGCUGGCGGGGCGAGGUUCGUCGACAAACUGCCCCGCGGCGCCGGGGAGAAGCUCGACCGCAAAGCUCUUAAAGAAAUGCUUUGAUAAAUAAAAUAUAUAUACUUAGUCCAUA